AUGCAGGGGCAGGGUCGGCAUCCCGUCAGUCAAAUGGAAAAAUACUACUACUACUACUACUACUACUACUACUACUACUACUACUACUACUACUACUACUACUACUACUACUACUACUACUACUACUACUACUACUACUACUACUACUACUACUACUACUACUACUACUACUACUACUACUACUACUACUACUACUACUACUACUACUACUACUACUACUACUAA
Messenger RNA from Colletotrichum truncatum, 225 nucleotides. Lineage: Eukaryota; Fungi; Ascomycota; Sordariomycetes; Glomerellales; Glomerellaceae. The record is from RefSeq and is a predicted model, not a curated record.